Messenger RNA from Dibothriocephalus latus, 1875 nucleotides. Lineage: Eukaryota; Metazoa; Platyhelminthes; Cestoda; Diphyllobothriidea; Diphyllobothriidae. The record is from the annotation of a GenBank genome assembly.
AUGGAAGCAGCAGCGGAUGCAUACCAAGAGGUGUCCACAGGCUUCAUACAGGCCCUAUUUCGACCCCUACUGAUUUUCCUCUCCAGCAACUCCAUGGAUAACAGUCCUACUCUGACGGAUCAGCUAGCUAACAUACUCGCCGACGUCGGUCGUCCGGACAUCUCUGAAUCGGGAAUAGUCCUAAACACUGUCCUCUUCUAUCUCUCCCCUAGGCUCUUUCAGCUUACCAAGUGCGCCAAGCAGCUUGAGGCAGCUAUACGCCAGCUAGCUGAUCGAAUAACGGACGUCGCCAUCGAACACUGCAUUUUGGUGACCCUGCAACCUCCGAGAGCAUCAAUGUCCGCACUUAUGCGGCGCCUCGAGAUCGGAGCGGAAGAUUAUACGGAACCAGCGAUCCCAUCUCCAGUGCGAUUUGCCAACACAGCCUGGCACAAUGUUGAAGAACUGGAAGGCCUGCGGCGUGACAUUUGGCUCACCCUCGAAACAGCCUAUAUCUGUCUACUUCGUUCUUCCGAAACGACGAACGAUGUUACGGGUUGUGACCUACUUUCGGUCGAUCUCCAAAAUCUUCAUUCUUCCGGCCUUAUGCUGGUCCAGUGUUUAGUCGGUCUUACGGCGCCAUUCGAUGACAUUGCUGCAAUACAUAUGACUGAUGGUUUCUACGCUAAUGGCGUUUCAGACGGAUUUGAGGAAAACUUUGAACACUGCAAUUGGCUGAAGGUGCUGGAUCCUAAGUUAUUCCCUCAACAGUCAUCUCCUUCAGAUUCGGAGCUUUCGGCGUGUAGGACUCGGGUCGCCCUCAGUAAUUUCGCAGCAGGACUGCACUUUGAUUCUAUCACGGCUUUGAAUUUAAUCUUCGCUCAGAAUGCUCGUCUGUCCCGGAUUUUACUCGCUCCACCCUCCUGGAUGACGUUUUGCUUUCCGGAGAACUGUGCUUUCUUCACUGACGUGGCUUCCAUCUACAAGGCAUUCUAUCGAAUCUUCGCCACCUGUCCCGAACAUGAUGACUACUAUUCUGCCCUUCUACUUCCGCUGCUGCAAAGUCUAUCCUCUGUCGAAUGCCUCGACGUCCAAACGCAGUUUCCGCUACUGCCAAACUUCCCCGCCUGGCUUUCUGCACUUUUGGAUUUUCUCGGAGACUUCUUAGACGAAAUUUACGGCCGCUUCCAUAGUAUCGUUUUGCAGCGCCUCGCCUUUGACGAUUCUCUCUCAUCCGAACGCGCAACUGAGCUACUCUCGCAGUUCCAAGGCAUAGAGUCCCUAGUGAAGAAUCUACCCCUCCCUCAGACUCCCGCGGUUUGGUUAAGAGUCUUUCCGGAGGGACGAUUGCCAUGUAGUUGCUCCUUUGCACUGACUGCAAGUCUCUUAGAGCCGGUGGAAAUUGACUCCAAGCCCUGCGAACCAACGGAAGGCGACAACUCGAAUGGUGGCUCUUUCGCAGUGGCCUUCAAGCAUACUCUGAUCGACUGCAUCGUUGAUCUGCUUUCCGUCCCAGUUCAGGCUCUGCCCGAAGGCCUUCUUCUUUUCUUCAAUAACCUGGACAAAUUCGCGAAGGCUGAAGGAUCGCCUCUGAGCUGUUUUCGUUUUCUCGGUAACCAUGCGGUUACCCAUUUCCUGUUACUCGCCUUUUGGUGGAAAAUUGGUUCGCAGACAUCAGUCUGGAAGCAGAGGAAAGAGGCAGGGAUGAAUGCAGACGCAAGCGAUCCACUAUGGCCCCAGAAGCUCGUUAUGUUUGCAGUAAUCGCCUAUAUGAUCAAUUCGGAGGUGCAACCCGAAAUGGAGAUUGAAUUGUCUGAAAUCUGUACUCUUUUUACACUUGCUCUUGCCGCUAAUGUUUUUUCGCGUCUGGCAGUGGAUGUUAAGGAUGUUCUUUGA